Molecule: messenger RNA, 5763 nt
Organism: Pongo pygmaeus (Bornean orangutan)
Lineage: Eukaryota; Metazoa; Chordata; Mammalia; Primates; Hominidae
Gene: WRN
Product: WRN RecQ like helicase
Exons: 38
Coding region: 338-4717 (1459 amino acids)
Biological process (GO): double-strand break repair via homologous recombination; telomere maintenance; DNA replication
Cellular component (GO): nucleoplasm; chromosome; nucleus
Molecular function (GO): nucleic acid binding; 3'-5' DNA helicase activity; 3'-5' exonuclease activity
Source: RefSeq, a predicted model, not a curated record
GGGGCGGGGCGGGUCAGUCUCCCGGAGCUGAUGUGUACUGUGUGCGCCGGGGAGGCGCUGGCUUGUACUCGGCAGCGCGGGAAUAAAGUUUGCUGAUUUGGUGUCAAGCCUGGAUGCCUGGGUUGCAGGCCCUGCUUGUGGUGGCGCUCCACAGUCAUCCGGCUGAAGGAGAAGACCUGUUGGACUGGAUCUUCUCGGGUUGAAUCUCAGUUGUUCUCGGGCUAGGUUUGAUAUGAAAAAUACUACUUCCUGUUGAAGAAGUUUUCUUUCAGAUAUUGUUUUGUAUUUACCCAUGAAGACAUUGUUUUUUGGACUCUGCAAAUAGGACAUUUCAAAGAUGAGUGAAAAAAAAUUGGAAACAACUCCACAGCAGCGGAAAUGUCCCGAAUGGAUGAAUGCGCAGAAUAAAAGAUGUGCUGUAGAAGAAAGAAAGGCAUGUGUUCGGAAGAGUGUUUUUGAAGACGACCUCCCCUUCUUAGAAUUCACUGGAUCCAUUGUGUAUAGUUAUGACGCUAGUGAUUGCUCUUUCCUGUCGGAAGAUAUUAGCAUGAGUCUAUCAGAUGGGGAUGUGGUGGGAUUUGACAUGGAGUGGCCACCAUUAUACAAGAAACGGAAACUUGGCAAAGUUGCACUAAUUCAGUUGUGUGUGUCUGAGAGCAAAUGUUACUUGUUCCACAUUUCUUCCAUGUCAGUUUUUCCCCAGGGAUUAAAAAUGUUGCUUGAAAAUAAAGCAGUUAAAAAGGCAGGUGUAGGAAUUGAAGGAGAUCAGUGGAAACUUCUACGUGACUUUGAUAUCAAAUUGAAGAAUUUUGUGGAGUUGGCAGAUGUUGCCAAUAAAAAGCUGAAAUGUACAGAGACCUGGAGCCUCAACAGUCUGGUUAAACACCUCUUAGGUAAACAGCUCCUGAAAGACAAGUCUAUCCGCUGUAGCAAUUGGAGUAAAUUUCCUCUCACUGAGGACCAGAAACUGUAUGCAGCCACUGAUGCUUAUGCUGGUUUUAUUAUUUACCGAAAUUUAGAAAUUUUGGAUGAUACUGUGCAAAGGUUUGCUAUAAAUAAAGAGGAAGAAAUCCUACUUAGCAACAUGAACAAACAGUUGACUUCAAUCUCUGAGGAAGUGAUGGAUCUGGCUAAGCAUCUUCCUGAUGCUUUCAGUAAAUUGGAAAACCCACGGAGGGUUUCUAUCUUACUGAAGGAUAUUUCAGAAAAUCUAUAUUCACUGAGGAAGAUGAUAAUUGGGUCUACUAACAUUGAGACUGAACUGAGGCCCAGCAAUAAUUUAAACUUAUUAUCCUUUGAAGAUUCAACUACUGGGCGAGUACAACAGAAACAAAUUAGAGAACAUGAAGUUUUAAUUAACGUUGAAGAUGAAACAUGGGAUCCAACACUUGAUCAUUUAGCUAAACAUGAUGGAGAAGAUGUACUUGGAAAUAAAGUGGAACGAAAAGAAGAUGGAUUUGAAGAUGGGGUAGAAGACAAUAAAUUGAAAGAGAAUACGGAAAGAGCUUGUUUGAUGUCGUUAGAUAUUACAGAACAUGAACUCCAAAUUUUGGAACAGCAGGCUCAGGAAGAAUAUCUUAGUGAUAUUGCUUAUAAAUCUACUGAGCAUUUAUCUCCCAAUAAUAAUGAAAACGAUACGUCCUAUGUAAUUGAGAGCGAUGAAGAUUUAGAAAUGGAAAUGCUUAAGCAUUUAUCUCCCAAUAAUAAUGAAAACGAUACGUCCUAUGUAAUUGAGAGCGAUGAAGAUUUAGAAAUGGAAAUGCUUAAGCCUUUAUCUCCCAAUAAUAAUGAAAACGAUACGUCCCAUGUAAUUGAGAGCGAUGAAGAUUUAGAAAUGGAGAUGCUUAAGCAUUUAUCUCCCAAUAAUAAUGAAAACGAUACGUCCCAUGUAAUUGAGAGCGAUGAAGAUUUAGAAAUGGAGAUGCUUAAGUCUUUAGAAAACCUCAAUAGUGGCACGGUAGAACCAACUCAUUCUAAAUGCUUAAAAAUGGAAAGAAAUCUGGGUCUUCCUACUAAAGAAGAAGAAGAUGAUGAUGAAAAUGAAGCUAAUGAAGAGGAAAAAGAUGAUGAUAAGGACUCUUUGUUGCCAGCACCCAAUGAAGAGCAAGUUACUUGCCUGAAGAUGUACUUUGGCCAUUCCAGUUUUAAACCAGUUCAGUGGAAAGUGAUUCAUUCAGUAUUAGAAGAAAGAAGAGAUAAUGUUGCUGUCAUGGCAACUGGAUAUGGAAAGAGUUUGUGCUUCCAGUAUCCACCUGUUUAUGUAGGCAAGAUUGGCCUUGUCAUCUCUCCCCUUAUUUCUCUGAUGGAAGACCAAGUGCUACAGCUUAAAAUGUCCAACGUCCCAGCUUGCUUCCUUGGAUCAGCACAGUCAGAAAAUGUUCUAACAGAUAUUAAAUUAGGUAAAUACCGGAUUGUAUAUAUAACUCCAGAAUACUGUUCAGGUAACAUGGGCCUGCUCCAGCAACUUGAGGCUGAUAUUGGUAUCACACUCAUUGCUGUGGAUGAGGCUCACUGUAUUUCUGAGUGGGGGCAUGAUUUUAGGAAUUCAUUCAGGAAGUUGGGCUCCCUAAAGACAGCACUGCCAAUGGUUCCAAUUGUUGCACUUACUGCUACUGCAAGUUCUUCAAUCCAGGAAGACAUUGUACGUUGCUUAAAUUUAAGAAAUCCUCAGAUCACCUGUACUGGUUUUGAUCGACCAAACCUGUAUUUAGAAGUUAGGCGAAAAACAGGGAAUAUCCUUCAGGAUCUGCAGCCAUUUCUUGUCAAAACAAGUUCCCACUGGGAAUUUGAAGGUCCAACAAUCAUCUACUGUCCUUCUAGAAAAAUGACAGAACAAGUUACAGCUGAACUUAGGAAACUGAAUCUAUCCUGUGGAACAUACCAUGCGGGCAUGAGUUUUAGCACAAGGAAAGACAUUCAUCAUAGGUUUGUGAGAGAUGAAAUUCAGUGUGUUAUAGCUACCAUAGCUUUUGGAAUGGGCAUUAAUAAAGCUGACAUUCGCCAAGUCAUUCAUUACGGUGCUCCUAAGGAAAUGGAAUCAUAUUAUCAGGAGAUUGGUAGAGCUGGUCGUGAUGGACUUCAAAGUUCUUGUCACGUCCUCUGGGCUCCUGCAGACAUUAACUUAAAUAGGCAUCUUCUUACUGAGAUACGUAAUGAGAAGUUUCGAUUAUACAAAUUAAAGAUGAUGGCAAAGAUGGAAAAGUAUCUUCAUUCUAGCAGAUGUAGGAGACAAAUCAUCUUGUCUCAUUUUGAGGACAAACAAGUACAAAAAGCCUCCUUGGGAAUUAUGGGAACUGAAAAAUGCUGUGAUAAUUGCAGGUCCAGAUUGGAUAAUUACUAUUCCAUGGAUGACUCAGAGGAUACAUCCUGGGACUUUGGUCCACAAGCAUUUAAGCUUUUGUCUGCUGUGGACAUCUUAGAGGAAAAAUUUGGAAUUGGGCUUCCAAUUUUAUUUCUCCGAGGAUCUAAUUCUCGGCGUCUUGCCGAUCAAUAUCGCAGGCACAGUUUAUUUGGCACUGGCAAGGAUCAAACAGAGAGUUGGUGGAAGGCUUUUUCCCGUCAGCUCAUCACUGAGGGAUUCUUGGUAGAAGUUCCUGGGUAUAACAAAUUUGUGAAGAUUUGCACCCUUACGAGAAAGGGUAGAAAUUGGCUUCAUAAAGCAAAUACAGAAUCUCAGAGCCUCAUCCUUCAAGCUAAUGAAGAAUUGUGUCCAAAGAAGUUUCUUCUGCCUAGCUCGAAAACUGUAUCUUCAGGCACCAAAGAGCAUUAUUAUAAUCAAGUACCAGUUGAAUUAACUACAGAGAAGAAGUCUAACUUGGAGAAGUUAUAUUCUUAUAAACCAUGUGAUAAGAUUUCUUCUGGGAGUAACAUUUCUAAAAAAAGUAUCAUGGUACAGUCACCAGAAAAAUCUUACAGUUCCUCAGAGCCUGCUAUUUCGUCACAAGAGCAGGAAACUCAGAUUGUGUUAUAUGGCAAAUUGGUAGAAGCUAGGCAGAAACAUGCCAAUAAAAUGGAUGUUCCCCCAGCUAUUCUGGCAACAAACAAGAUACUGGUGGAUAUGGCCAAAAUGAGACCAACUACAGUUGAAAACAUAAAAAGGAUUGAUGGUGUUUCUGAAGGCAAAGCUGCCAUGUUGGCCCCUCUGUUGGAAGUCAUCAAACAUUUCUGCCAAACAAAUAAUGUUCAGACAGACCUCUUUUCAAGUACAAAACCUCAAGAAGAACAGAAGACGAGUCUGGUAGCAAAAAAAAAAAUAUGCACACUUUCACAGUCUAUGGCCAUCACAUACUCUUUAUUCCAAGAAAAGAAGAUGCCUUUGAAGAGCAUAGCUGAGAGCAGGAUUCUGCCUCUCAUGACAAUUGGCAUGCACUUAUCCCAAGCAGUGAAAGCUGGCUGCCCCCUUGAUUUGGAGCGAGCAGGCCUGACUCCAGAGGUUCAGAAGAUUAUUGCUGAUGUUAUCCGAAACCCUCCCGUCAACUCAGAUAUGAGUAAAAUUAACCUAAUCAGAAUGUUAGUUCCUGAAAACAUUGACACGUACCUUAUCCACAUGGCAAUUGAGAUCCUUAAACAUGGUCCUGACAGCAGACUUCAACCUUCAUGUGAUGUCAACAAAAGGAGAUGUUUUCCCAGUUCUGAAGAGAUCUGUUCAAGUUCUAAGAGAAGCAAGGAAGAAGUAGGCAUCAAUACCGAGACUUCAUCUGCAGAGAGAAAGAGAUGAUUACCUGUGUGGUUUGCCAAAGGAAGUGAUACCAGCAAGAAAUUAAUGGACAAAACGAAAAGGGGAGGUCUUUUUAGUUAAGCUGGCAAUUACCAGAACAAUUAUGUUUCUUGCGGUAUUAUAAAAAGAUAGCUAUAUUUUAUUUCUGAAGAGUAAGGAAUAGUAUUUUGGCUUAAAAGUGAUUCUAAUUACAAAGUUCACUGUUUAUUGAAGAACUGGCAUCUUAAAUCAGCCUUCCACAAUUCAUGUAAAGUUUCUGGGUCUUCUGGGAGCCUACGUGAGUACAUCACCUAACAGAAUAUUAAAUUAGACUUCCUGUAAGAUUGCUUUAAGGAACUGUUACUGUCCUAUUUUCUAAUCUCUUUAUUAAAACAGUGUAUUUGGAAAAUGUUAUGUGCUCUCAUUUGAUAUAGAUAACAGAUUAGUAGUUACAUGGUAAUUAUAUGAUAUAAAAUACUCAUAUAUUAUCAAAAUUCUGUUUCGUAAAUGUAAGAAAGCAUAGUUAUUUUACAAAUUGUCUUUACUGUCUUUUGAAGAAGCUCUUAAAUACAUUGUUAAAUGGUAUUAGUUGACCAGGCCAAUGAAAAUGAAACCACAUUUUGGGUGCCAUUAAAUAGGGAAAAAACAUGUAAAAAAUGUAAAAUGGGUACCAAUUGCACUAGGCAAGUGUAUAUUUUGUAUUUUAUAUACAAUUUCUAUUAUUUUUCAAAUAAUAAAACAAUGUUUUUCAUACUGAAUAUUAUAUAUAUAUUUUUUAGCUUUCAUUCACUUAAUUACUUUAAGUACCUUUAUUUUUCCAGGAUGUCAGAAUUUGAUUCUAAUCUCUCUUAUGUAGCACAUGUGACUUAAUUUAAAACCUAUACUGUGACAGAGUUGGGUAAACGAUGAUUAUUUAAGCAGUUCACCAUACAUUUCAAAGCCUUUGAUUGGCUUUUUUGUAAAUAAAAAUAACUUGUUAAGAAACAAAUAUAUCUGUCAUAGAAGAACUAGAAAAUCCAGGGAAGUGAGAAAAAUGAAAAUAAAAAUCAUUCAUAGUUUUACUAGUA